Messenger RNA from Myotis brandtii (Brandt's bat), 324 nucleotides. RefSeq names its product reactive oxygen species modulator 1. Gene Ontology annotation, biological process: protein import into mitochondrial matrix; protein insertion into mitochondrial inner membrane. The record is from RefSeq and is a predicted model, not a curated record. The coding region runs from base 21 to 260 and encodes 79 amino acids. Gene Ontology annotation, cellular component: TIM23 mitochondrial import inner membrane translocase complex. Lineage: Eukaryota; Metazoa; Chordata; Mammalia; Chiroptera; Vespertilionidae. The transcript has 2 exons.
CGAUUGAGGCCGCAAGCGAGAUGCCAGUGGCCGUGGGUCCCUAUGGACAGUCUCAACCAAGCUGCUUCAACAGCGUGAAGAUGGGUUUUGUGAUGGGUUGCGCCAUGGGCAUGAUGGCUGGGGUGCUCUUUGGCACAUUUUCCUGCUUCAGGAUUGGAAUGUGGGUUCAGGAGCUGAUUGGCGGCAUUGGGAAAGCCAUGAUGCAAAGUGGCAGCACCUUUAGCAUAUUCAUGGCUAUCAAGAUGGGCAUCCGAUGCUAAUCAGGGCAAUUGUUGCCCACAUCUACCCCAUCCCAUCAGUCCCAAUCCAUCGGAUAGAGCGUCG